GUCAAUUGACAUAUACCAUUUUCGUUUUAAAAAAAAAUAAAAAUACAUGAUUCAUCUUUGAAAUUGCUUUUAGUUCUUUAGAAGUUAUGUUAAAAUUCUUGAAGAAAAAAAACAAUUUCAACCAAACAAAAAUUAAAUACAACACAUACAAACAUAACAACUACCCGUAAAAUAAUAGAAUACACUAAUGACAAAGGACAUUCUAAGUUAUUUAAAAUAGAUAUUUUACAUUUAUCGCACAAUUUAUACAAAUGUCGCUGACAUUGAAUAAAGUUAUCAGGUGUUGGUGAUGAUGAUGGAUGAACAUAAGAAUAACAUAAUGAAUCCAAGUCUUGAUAAACAUAAAUGUUAGUUUGGCAUUGGCAUUGGCGAGGCAAAUGAAAUACUCAAACCUUUGUUCAUUGGUAGAGAGAGAGUCAUCCCCACUACCCUACCUUGUCACCAAAUGCAUUGCUCUAUUGCAAUCUUGUGGCUCUUCCCAAUACAAACUAAGGCAAAUCCAUGCAUUUUCCCUAAGGCACGGUGUCCCACUCAACAACCCUGACAUGGGUAAAUACCUCAUCUUCACAGUUGUAUCCCUCUCUGCACCCAUGUCCUAUGCUUACAACGUCUUCACCGCGUUGCACAACCCCAACAUCUUCACGUGGAACACCAUCAUCAGAGGCUACGCUCAAAGCCAAAGCCCCAACCUUGCAAUUCAUUUCUAUCGCCAAAUGAUACUCUCUCGUGUUCAACCCGACACUCACACCUACCCUUUUCUUUUAAAGGCUGUUUCCAAGUCCCUGAACGUUAGAGAGGGGGAGGCAAUACAUUCCGUUACCAUCAGAAACGGGUUUCACUCGUUGCUUUUUGUUCAGAACAGCUUGCUUCAUGUAUAUGCUGCUUGUGGCGACACGGAGAGCGCAUACAAGGUGUUUGAGUUAAUGGAGGACAGAGAUCUCGUGGCUUGGAACACUCUGAUUAAUGGGUUUGCUCUUAAUGGAAGGCCCAAUGAAGCUUUGACUCUCUUUAGAGAGAUGGGUGUGGAGCCUGAUGGGUUCACCGUGGUUAGCUUGUUGUCUGCUUGUGCUGAGCUUGGUGCUCUAGAGUUAGGACGGAGGGUGCAUGUGUACUUGUUGAAGCUUGGGUUGAGAGAGAAUUCUCAUGUUACUAAUUCAUUGUUAGAUCUUUAUGCAAAGUGUGGAGCCAUCAGGGAGGCUCAGCAGGUGUUCGGUGAGAUGAGUGAAAGGAACGCGGUUUCUUGGACGUCGUUGAUCGUUGGUUUGGCUGUUAAUGGGUUUGGAGAGGAAGCGCUUGAGCUUUUCAAGGAGAUGGAGGGACAAGGACUGGUGCCCAGUGAGAUCACUUUUGUUGGGGUUUUGUAUGCUUGUAGCCACUGUGGGAUGUUGGAUGAAGGGUUUGGUUACUUUAGAAGAAUGAAAGAGGAAUAUGGUAUCAUGCCUAGGAUAGAACACUAUGGUUGCAUGGUGGAUCUAUUGAGUAGGGCUGGUUUAGUGAAACAAGCGUAUGAGUAUAUUCAGAAUAUGCCAGUGCAGCCAAAUGCUGUUAUUUGGAGGACCUUGUUAGGGGCAUGUACAAUACAUGGACAUUUGGGUUUGGGAGAGAUAGCAAGAUCCCACCUAUUGAAGUUAGAGCCUAAACAUAGUGGGGAUUAUGUGCUUCUUUCAAAUCUUUAUGCCUCUGAACGUCGUUGGUCAGAUGUACAAGUAGUAAGGAGGUCAAUGCUGAAGGAUGGUGUUAAGAAAACCCCUGGCUAUAGUCUAGUUGAGUUGGGCAACCGUGUUUAUGAAUUUACUAUGGGCGAUAGGUCUCAUCCGCAAAGUCAGGAUGUGUAUGCACUACUGGAGAAGAUCUCAGAAUUGUUGAAGCUAGAAGGUUAUGUGCCUCAUACUGCAAAUGUGCUUGCAGACAUAGAGGAAGAGGAGAAGGAACAAGCUUUGUCUUAUCAUAGUGAGAAAGUUGCAGUUGCUUUUAUGCUUUUAAAUACAGCACCAGGGACCCCAAUCAGGGUUAUGAAGAAUUUAAGAGUUUGUGCAGACUGUCAUAUGGCCAUCAAACUCAUAUCAAAGAUUUAUGAUAGAGAGAUUGUUAUCCGGGACCGUAGUCGGUUUCACCAUUUUAGAGGUGGUUCAUGUUCCUGUAAAGAUUACUGGUAACAUGGCAAUCAUCAGGAUUUGAUAAUGGCAUCUGGAUAGUAAAGUUCUGCAUUGAUUUUGAAUUACAAUGUGGUUCUUUGAAAUAGAGGCCGUGAGACAUAACUAUAUAUGUUGCAAUCAUUCUCAAUAAUGCUUUCUGCUGCAAGUGUCAACCAAUUCAAGCAUCUGACACAUGGAUAAGUUAGUGAACAUGCCUAAGAUUAUGGAAGUUUGUUUCAAAUUCCAUAUAGAAUGUCCCGUUUUGACCAAAUACCCUGACAUUUGUGCCAAAGUAUAAAUAACGAUAUAUUUUUUCUGUUGGCCGUGCUAAAACUUGUCUAGUUUGGCAUAUUUGUACAUCAGUAAUAUUACAUGUAUAAUAAAAAUUGUAUAACA
This is a messenger RNA of Cajanus cajan (pigeon pea), 2531 nucleotides long. Its product is annotated as Tetratricopeptide repeat (TPR)-like superfamily protein. The record is from RefSeq and is a predicted model, not a curated record. Lineage: Eukaryota; Viridiplantae; Streptophyta; Magnoliopsida; Fabales; Fabaceae. Gene Ontology annotation, molecular function: RNA binding; zinc ion binding; protein binding. Gene Ontology annotation, biological process: RNA modification.